Malus domestica (apple) is the source of this 2234-nucleotide messenger RNA. Its product is annotated as cysteine-rich receptor-like protein kinase 26. Gene Ontology annotation, cellular component: plasma membrane. Lineage: Eukaryota; Viridiplantae; Streptophyta; Magnoliopsida; Rosales; Rosaceae. Gene Ontology annotation, molecular function: protein serine/threonine kinase activity; ATP binding. Gene Ontology annotation, biological process: protein phosphorylation. The record is from RefSeq and is a predicted model, not a curated record.
CCACCAUUUGAACGAGUAGAUUAUAUGGUACGCUUCUACCAAACGUGGGAUUUUUUCCGUCCAUCCACCCACAUCCUAACAUAAUUAUAUUGAGCCACAAAACCCCAACCGUGUUACUUCGGACUUGAGCAGGAGAAAUGGAUUCCUCGAGAUCAUUGCUUUUCUUCGUUCUUCCUAGUAUCUUCAACCUUCUAGCUCCCACCCUGGCUCAAUUCGACAAUCGCACCUGCACUAGCGCAGCUGAAUACUGCUGGAUAUGUUCUGAUACUGCAGGCAACUACACACCAGGUGAUAUGUACCAUUCCAACCUCCAGAGGAUCUUCUCUUCCUUCUCAGACACCCGAAGCAGCUCUGGGUUCUACAAUUCUUCAGCGGGACAAGACUCCAACAAAGUCAAUGCCAUUGCAUUAUGCAGAGGAGACCUUGCACUUGGCGGUUGUCGCACUUGCGUCAAUGAGUCCAGUCACAUUCUCUUGCAUAAUUGUUCAAAUCAUAAGGAAGCAUGGGGAGAGGGUUGUAUGGUUCGAUACUCGUACAACGUAAUAUUUGGUAUUGAGCAAAAGGUCCCAACUAAGUUUUUGCCUGGCCCAAAUUUAGCUGAAAACGCUCAACAGUUUGAGGUGGUACUCAAUCCUUUGUUGGGUAUUUUAAGUGAGAAAGCUGCAUCAGGGAAUUCUCUUAAAAAAUUUGCGGCAGGACAUGCAACUGUCCCGAAUGCCGAAACAAUAUAUGCAUUUGCCCAGUGCACUCCAGAUAUAAACCAGCAAAACUGCAGCAAUUGCCUCAAAGAUUCCGUCUCAAUUAUUCCGGGAUGUUGCGGUGGAAAAAAAGGAGGAAGAGUUCUUAAACCCAGCUGUGAUUUAAGGUACGAGGAUGGUCUUUUCUUCGAUCCUUCCGCUGCUUCGUCAAUAAAUAUUUCAGAUCCAUCAGCACCAGCAGGUCCAGCACCAGCACCCAAAGGAGGAUCAAAUAAGAGUAAUACAAGAGAAAUUGUCAUCAUCAUCACUGUGGUUUUGGUUGCCAUCGCUAUUAUCAUGAGCAGCACAUGUAUUUUCUUAAGAAUGAGGAAACGAAGAGUAAAAUUACUUGAAGUUGAAGAUAGCGAGAAUUCAGAUCAAGUUAAUUUGUUGGAGUCGUUGCAAUAUGACUUCGAAACUAUACAAUCUGCAACAGAUGACUUCUCUGAUGUAAAUAAGCUUGGACGAGGUGGAUUUGGAGCUGUUUACAAGGGACGGCUAUUUAAUGGGCAACUUAUAGCCGUGAAAAGGCUGGCUAAUAAUUCUCAACAAGGCGAUCGUGAAUUUAAGAACGAGGUCGAGUUGCUUGCUCAGCUUCAACACCGGAAUCUAGUAAGGCUCCUUGGAUUUUGCUUGAAAUCAGAUGAAAGACUCCUCAUUUACGAAUACGUGGCUAACGCAAGUCUUGAUAACUUCAUUUUUGACCCCAAAAAUCAUGUUCAUUUGGAUUGGGAAACACGUUACAAGAUCAUACGAGGCAUUGCUCGAGGGAUCCUUUACCUUCAUGAAGAUUCUCGGGUUCGAAUUAUUCAUCGUGAUCUCAAAGCAAGCAACAUUUUGUUAGAUGAAGAUAUGAACCCCAAAAUUGCUGAUUUUGGUAUGGCCAGAUUGUUUGUUAUCGAUCAAACUCAAGGAGAUACAAGGACAAUUGUGGGAACCUAUGGAUAUAUGGCUCCAGAGUAUGUAAUUCAUGGACGUUUCUCAGUCAAAACUGAUGUCUUCAGUUUUGGUGUGUUAGUUCUUGAAAUUAUUAGUGGUAAAAGGAUUGGAAGUUUUCGAUAUGGUGAAAAUGAAGAGGACCUUUUAAGCUAUGCCUGGAGAAAUUGGAUGGAGGAAACACCUCAAAAUAUCAUAGAUCCUACGUUGACGACAAGUUCAAGAACUGAAACAAUGAGAUGCAUCCACAUUGGUUUACUUUGUGUGCAACAAAAUGUGGUUGACAGACCGACGGUGGCUUCAGUUGUAUCCAUGUUUAAUAGUCAUUCUCUCACACUUUCAGUGCCCUCACGACCUGCAUUUUAUUUGCAAGACAACGGUCGAUCAGACAUAUUGUUGACAAGAUUGACAGAGUCUAAUGAAUCGAAAAGUAGCUCCGUCUAUGUGACGCAAAAUGAGCCUUCAAAUAUUACUGAACCAUAUCCUCGCUAGUGAUGACUGAUGAACCGUAUGGGAACACAUAUAUAAAGGUUUUUUUUUUUUUUGUUUUUUUUUUUGUAG